Rana temporaria (common frog) is the source of this 1526-nucleotide messenger RNA. Its product is annotated as E3 ubiquitin-protein ligase TRIM11-like. The coding region runs from base 24 to 1421 and encodes 465 amino acids. The record is from RefSeq and is a predicted model, not a curated record. Gene Ontology annotation, molecular function: protein binding; zinc ion binding. Lineage: Eukaryota; Metazoa; Chordata; Amphibia; Anura; Ranidae. The transcript has 2 exons.
UAUUUUUCCUUAUUUCUCUUACAAUGGCGUCUGCGGAGAUUAUCGAGGAGCCGCGCUGCUGCAUCUGUACGAGCAAUUGCCCCAAUCCUAUGACCCUGAACUGUGGACAUGGCUUCUGCUGGGAAUGUAUUACUAUUUUUCGGGAUAAACAAGUUACAAAUGAAGGUUACAGCUGUCCUAAGUGCAGAAAGAGAGACGCAAACCAGCCCAGGAUCUUCUGCACUCAAUGUCUGCACACUUCCAAGCUGGCCGUGAAAUCCUGUCUGCUCUGUGAGGCUCAUCUCUGUGAAGAUCACCUGAGAAUACACAACACGUCACCAGAACACGUCCUACUGAAGCCCACCAAUGACCUGAAGAGCAGGAAAUGCCCCAACCAUAACCGGAUCCUGGAGUAUUACUGCAAUGAGGACGACGUUUUUCUCUGUGGGUCGUGCCGGGAUGGUGGCCACCAAGGACACCAGGUGGAGAAGCUGGAAGAGGUCUUCAUGAAGACAGAGCGGAAACUCAGCCAUUUGCAUGAACAAAAAAAAAAGGUAGAAGAAAAUAAAGGGGACAUAACAGGCAAAGUCGAUAGAUUGUUUAGAGACAUGAGGCAACGACUAGAAGACCUGGAGGAGAGAGUCCGCCGCGAGGUCUGCAGGCAGGCAGAGCAGUCCUCAGCCUCUAAUUUAAUCCAGGAGUUGAAGGCCAAGAAGGCCAGGCUAUCAUGUAAGAUGGUUCAGCCUGAGGAGCUGUGUAACACGACCAAUCAAAGAGACGGGGGAUUGCAUGGAAGUACGAAGGUCACAGAUGUGCAGAACGAGACGUGUGAACAGGACGAGUUCCUCAUCUCUAUGAUUUUACACGCAGGUUUAUCAGAUAUAGUGAAAAUGAAGGACGAUCGGUUCCCUGUGCUGAAGCCUACAGGAAUAACCCUGGAUAUAAAUACCGCAGCCAAAGACGUGCAAAUCUCCGAUGACCUGAAAACUGCCGUGUCCACCACAGAUGUGAUUGAGAAGCGCCCAAGACCCAGAGGAAGGUUUCAGACUUGUCGGGUUUUAAGCACCAACACGUUUUCUUCAGGACGUCAUUACUGGGUGGUGGAGACCAGUACAUCAGGGAACUGGGCUGUCGGAAUGUGCUACCCCAGUAUAAGUAAAGUUCAGGGCUGGAUAGGAGAAACCAACAAGUCCUGGGGUCUCAAGAAGCUUUAUGGUUUAUACCACAUACAGCACAACCGUACCUCCCAACAUUUGUCAGACAUGGCUCCCUGUAACAGCUUCGCAGUCUGUCUGGAUUAUGAGGCCGGGCGUCUGUCCUUCUAUGCGUUGUGUGACCCCGUCCGACUCCUUCACACCUUCACCACCACCUUCACCGAGCCCCUCAAUGCCGUGCUUCAGGUGGGAGAGGAAGGGUCACACAGCCAGAUUAAGGUACUCUAGAUUGGUGGUUAUCAACCCUAGGGUCCUGUACGGCAGUGGUCAUCAACUCCUGUCCUCAGGGCCCACUAACAGGCCAGGUUUUAUGUAUUCUGGAGGGGGUUGGGU